Messenger RNA from Populus euphratica (Euphrates poplar), 557 nucleotides. Its product is annotated as histone H4. Lineage: Eukaryota; Viridiplantae; Streptophyta; Magnoliopsida; Malpighiales; Salicaceae. The transcript has 2 exons. Bases 53 to 364 code for a protein of 103 amino acids. Gene Ontology annotation, cellular component: nucleosome. The record is from RefSeq and is a predicted model, not a curated record. Gene Ontology annotation, molecular function: DNA binding; structural constituent of chromatin; protein heterodimerization activity.
CAUAAAGCCAGUUUGAGAUUUUUGAGAGAGAAUCAAGGAGGGUUAAGCAAAGAUGUCAGGAAGAGGAAAGGGAGGUAAGGGAUUGGGAAAGGGAGGAGCCAAGAGGCACAGGAAGGUUCUCCGUGAUAAUAUCCAGGGUAUCACGAAGCCUGCGAUUCGUCGUCUGGCUAGGCGUGGGGGAGUCAAGCGUAUCAGUGGUCUUAUCUACGAAGAGACCAGAGGCGUUCUCAAGAUCUUCCUGGAGAAUGUGAUUCGUGAUGCCGUGACAUACACUGAACACGCUCGCCGCAAGACUGUGACUGCUAUGGAUGUUGUGUAUGCUUUGAAGAGGCAGGGACGCACUCUGUAUGGGUUCGGUGGUUAGGGGGAUCUGAGGAUUUUAUGUGCUAGUGGUCGAUUUAGGGUUUUUAUGUGCUUCUUGGGUAUGUGGUUUGAUAGGCAUUAGGCUUCUUCAGCUUUACAAAUAGUGGUAGAUAUCUGAUUCUUCUACUUGCAAAACGUCAUGUAUCUCUCUCUCGAUACUUGUUCUAUAUGAAAAGCUCUUAUUUCUUCGUAUU